This is a messenger RNA of Entrophospora candida, 1365 nucleotides long. The record is from the annotation of a GenBank genome assembly. NCBI's taxonomy places the organism in Eukaryota, Fungi, Glomeromycota, Glomeromycetes, Entrophosporales, Entrophosporaceae.
AUGUUGUCAGACGAAGAAAUUAAAACAAAACGUCAAACUAUAAAGAUUAAACCACGUACUAUAAACCCCAUAAAAAAAAGUUUAAGGCCAAAUUUAGAACGCGUUGAUUCAACAACAUCAUCGAAUAAUGAUGAUAUUGAUACAAUAGAUCUCACUGAUAGUAGUAAUAGUCUUAAAUAUGAUGACAUGAAUUAUAUUGAUAUUGAUAUUGAUAGUGAUAAUGAUACUAUAAAUGAUGAUGUUAAGAUCAAAUUUGAUACUACUACCAACAAUAAUAUUGAUAAUGACAAAAAUAAAGAAAAUAGUAAUAAUGAGGAAGAUGAGGAAGAUGAUAUUUUUUUUACACGUAAAAGAGUUUUUGUUAAGAAAUCGCCUACUAUCAAAAAAAAUAAAAAGAGUUUAGAAACAAUUUCAAAAAUUAAAAAAGAUGCUACUAUUAUAAAAGAAUCUAUUUGUUUAAUCGAUGUUGACAAAAGAGAUGAUUAUGUUAAUAUAGAUGACGAUAGUAGUAGUAAAGACAUUACACCGCCUCCUCAACCAUCAUCACAAGUUUUGAUUGAUUUACAAAUACAAGAAACAAAUUCUAAAAGAUUAAAAUUUUUAAAAGAAAAUUUCUCAUUCAAAACUCAACAACAACAAGAUAAUAGUAACGGUAACAGUCAAGAGAUAAGACAGCAACAAGGGUAUAAAGCUCAAGAAGGUCAAGUCCAAGAGCAAUCCGCUUCUAAUUACACUGCAAAUAAAAAAAUUCAAAUAAAUGUUUUGCCAAUAAGACACCCCAAUCUUCAAAUUACCGAAUUUAAUAAAAAUGGAAUCGAGGAAUUCGAAAAACCUAUAAACUUCCUAAUGGACUUUACUGACAAUUUUCAAAUUAUCAUGGAUGUUGUAAGUUCAUCAAAACAAAUUCCCAAACAAAACCUAAUAUUGACUUAUAAUAACUUUAGAGUAUUUCAAUUGGGAACCCCGGCAAGUUUAGGAAUCACUGAUGAAGCUACCUUUGAUGUAAUGGAUUUGGUUGAUGUUGAUGGUAGCAGUUGUAACAGUAUUGGUAUUGGCAACGUUAUUUUAAGUAGUGGUAGUAAUAUUGCUAGCUCUUCUUAUGAUUAUUUACAUUUGAAAUUAUUAGAGGCAUCUAACACAAUUACAAAACUUAGAGUUAAAAAGACAUUGACAAUUCAAGCAGUAAUGAGUCAAUUCAAGCGUAUGAAGAAUCUUUUAGAUAAUAUGCAAUUCAGAUUAAAAUUUGAGGAUGAAUUUUUAUCACCCACAGAUCAAGUUGGUGAUACUGAUUUGGAAGAUGCUCCCUAUGAAGUUGCUGAGGUGGUUGAGGAGGUUGAAGAUGGAGGAGGCACUAAUAAAAAUUAG